Messenger RNA from Drosophila suzukii, 1026 nucleotides. It is a transcript of the gene lbm, whose product is annotated as late bloomer. Gene Ontology annotation, cellular component: plasma membrane. The record is from RefSeq and is a predicted model, not a curated record. NCBI's taxonomy places the organism in Eukaryota, Metazoa, Arthropoda, Insecta, Diptera, Drosophilidae.
CCGCUUUCAGUUCGCCAGCGAACGCAGAACGUGCCAGACCCAAAAGUUCAGUUUCGAGAGCGGAUAUCCCGGGCGUACGUUAAGCGGAAACAAAUUUGGUUGUUAAUUCAAAUCCAGCAAAGCAACGCAAAUAAACAAACAAAGGCAAACAAUAUUCGUGUGCGGCGAGAGAAGUCAAGAGCUCCACAAACAUGGGCUGCGCCACGACCAGCGUUAAGAUCACCUCCAUCGUUCUGAAUGCCAUUUUAGGGUUUCUGGCGGCCGGGGCUAUGGGAUGGAUUGCCUUUAAUGCGGAUACGGAGACCGAAGAAUUCGUCAUAGCUGCCUACAUAGCGUGCUCGGUCAUCCUGGUAUUCGCCUUGCUGGGCAUCUUUGCGGCCAUCCGGGAAUCGGUGGCUCUGACAGCAACGAGUGCCGUGUUCCUGCUGAUCCUGGCCAUUCCGCAGAUCGUGAGCACCGUCCUGUUCCUCCACCAGUAUGAAGCGAAGAGCGGUCAGGAGGUGGUAGAGCUGGCCUGGCAGGCCAACAACAUGGACGCACUGCAGCAGAAGCACGAGUGCUGCGGCAAGAGCAGCGCCCAGGACUACAUCCACCUCAGCCAGCAGAUCCCGCCCAGCUGCUAUGCAGAUCUCAAACAGGUUCCCGACCAUCUUUUCUUGGAGGGGUGCAUCGAGAAGCUGCAGAGCUUCUAUGAGAGCGACAAGCUGCGCUUCAUCAUAGUCUCCUGGGUUCUGGUGGCCUUUGAGUUAAUCUGCUUCGCCUUGGCCGUUUUCCUGGCAAUUAGUUUUAAGAAUAAGCAGCGGCGCAUGGAGUUCUAAGAGGAACUCGAGGGAAUUUCGACCUAACCCCGUAGUACAAAAACUCAAACUCGGAAUUGAGGUCUCUCAUUUCAUAACCAAAAAUAAUGGACAGUCAUAAAUUAUUCACUCCUACCGUAAACAUACCUGUAAUUAAAGUACAUAUUUAUAGUUCAAUUACACAUUAUAAGUAUCUUAAUAAAUGUGCGCGAUGUUUGUUUUCACAUGA